AGGAGGGAGUGUGGGAAACACACUGUUCGGAAGAGGAGGAGCCAGGCUAAGGGACGAAGUUGUAGGAUCCUAUACCGGCUUAGACAGAGCUCUUAGUUGGCUACUUAUCUCCAGGUAGCCAUCUGUCUGAAGCUAAAGGCCACAGUGAUCCUGCUCGCUUCCAGGAUGCCACAGCUGGACCUGUCCUGCCUGGGAUGCAGCCUGGAGGCGUCCUCACUGUGGCUGCUUGCACUGCUCAUCGGAGCGUUCUGGCUCUUGGUCCGCGUCCUGCCUCAGACCUAUUCCUUCUAUGGCACAUAUCAUCAUCUUUGUGGUUUCCCUCAGCCCCCCAAACGGAGUUGGUUCUUAGGUCACCUGGGCAUGAUCACCCCCACCGAGCAGGGUCUGAAGGAGGUGACCAAGCUGGUGGCCACCUAUCCCCAGGGCUUCAUGACAUGGAUGGGUCCCAUCCUCCCCAUCAUCACUCUGUGCCACCCUGACAUCAUUCGCGCUGUCCUCAGUGCUUCAGCUGCAGUCGCCCUAAAGGAAGUAGUCUUCUACACUUUCCUGAAACCCUGGCUGGGGGACGGGCUCUUGGUGAGUGCUGGUGACAAGUGGAGCCGCCACCGUCGCAUGCUGACACCUGCCUUCCAUUUCAACAUCCUGAAGCCCUAUGUGAAGAUUUUCAAUGACAGCACCAACAUCAUGCAUGCCAAGUGGCAGCGCCUGGCCUCAGGUGGCAGUGCCCGUCUGGACAUGUUUGAGAACACCAGCCUGAUGACCUUGGACAGUCUGCAGAAAUGCGUCUUCAGCUUUGAUAGCAACUGCCAGGAGAAGCCCAGUGAGUAUAUCUCUGCCAUCUUGGAACUCAGUGCUUUGGUGUCCAAACGGUACCAGCAGCUGCUUCUACACAUAGACUCACUUUAUCAGCUCACUCCUGAUGGGAUACGCUUCCACAAGGCCUGUCGUCUAGUGCAUGACUUCACAGACGCUGUCAUCCAGGAUCGACGACGUACUCUCCCCAGUAAGGAUGGUGAUGAUGUCCUCAAGGCCAAGGCCAAGUGCAAGACUUUGGACUUCAUUGAUGUUCUGCUGCUGGCCAAGGAUGAAGAUGGGAAGGAGUUGUCAGAUGAGGACAUCAGAGCAGAGGCUGACACCUUCAUGUUUGAGGGCCAUGACACCACAGCCAGUGGGCUCUCCUGGAUCCUGUACAACCUGGCGAGGCACCCGGAAUACCAGGAGCGCUGUCGGCAGGAGGUGUGGGAGCUGCUGAGGGACCGAGAGCCUCAGGAGAUUGAGUGGGACGACCUGGCCCAGCUGCCCUUCCUCACCAUGUGCAUCAAGGAGAGUCUGAGGCUGCAUCCUCCGGUCACAGUGAUUUCCCGCUGCUGCACCCAAGAUAUUGGUCUCCCAGAUGGCCGGGUCAUCCCUAAAGGUGUGGUCUGCAUCAUCAAUAUUUUUGCGACCCAUCACAACCCAACUGUGUGGCCUGACCCUGAGGUCUAUGACCCUUUCCGCUUUGACCCAGAGAAUGUCAAGGACAGGUCACCUCUGGCUUUUAUUCCCUUCUCUGCUGGGCCCAGGAACUGCAUAGGACAGACUUUCGCCAUGAACGAGAUGAAGGUGGCCCUGGCACUGACACUGCUGCGUUUCCGGGUCCUGCCCGAUGACAAGGAGCCCCACCGGAAGCCGGAGCUGAUCCUGCGUGCUGAGGGAGGGCUGUGGCUGCGGGUGGAACCGCUGAGCUCACAGUGACCCCCUGCACUUGGAUGGACAGUCGCACCCAUCCACCUACCUCUGCACCUCCCGGAGUAAGCAUUACUGUGGCCUGUUUGGGAGGCUCUCAGAACACAACAGGAGGUACUGGAGGACAGCAGGACAUCAGCACUUGGGGUCUGGGAGUGAGAUGGAGCUAAUGUCCUUGGACCAAGACCUCUGACUUCCUCUGCCUGCUCACAGGCCCUGCCUUGUCCUCCAGCCUAGCAGGAAUUACUCCCUUAGACAACAGAGAUAAGGGGAAGUGUCAGGGCAGGAUGGGGGUCAGGUUCAAGCUCAGAGGACCUUUGAAACUGAGGAACAUUUCCAUUGCCUUGACCUCUGUUCUAAUCCCAACACUUCUCUUGUAUUGGAAUUCUUCAGUGUUUCUGUGAAAACUAAAUUUCUAGGUUUAUUAAACCUAACAACCCGG
This is a messenger RNA of Mesocricetus auratus (golden hamster), 2167 nucleotides long. Its product is annotated as cytochrome P450 4F4. The record is from RefSeq and is a predicted model, not a curated record. Gene Ontology annotation, molecular function: heme binding; monooxygenase activity; iron ion binding. The transcript is spliced from 13 exons. Bases 166 to 1734 code for a protein of 522 amino acids. NCBI's taxonomy places the organism in Eukaryota, Metazoa, Chordata, Mammalia, Rodentia, Cricetidae.